GACCGCGCGGAGGACAAGCGGGCCGCUUGCGGGGUCUGACCCGGGAGCUGCAGCCUGAGUCACGGCCCCGCCCUCUGGAGCCGGACGCUGCGGGAGGCCCGGGAGCUACAGACCGCCGGACAGCAGGACAGCCGAGCAGCCGGCCGCGGGACGCACAAGGGAGGCGGAUCGCAGCCAUGUUCCUGGUUAACUCGUUCUUGAAGGGCGGCGGCGCGGCGGGGGCGGCGGUGGCACAGCCAUGCGCAUCCUGGGCGGAGUCAUUAGCGCCAUCAGCGAGGCAGCUGCGCAGUACAACCCAGAGCCCCCGCCCCCGCGCACCCAUUAUUCCAACAUUGAGGCCAAUGAGAGUGAGGAGGUCCGGCAGUUCCGGCGACUCUUUGCCCAGCUGGCUGGAGAUGACAUGGAGGUCAGUGCCACAGAACUCAUGAACAUUCUCAACAAAGUUGUGACCCGACACCCAGAUCUAAAAACUGAUGGUUUUGGCCUGGACACGUGUCGAAGCAUGGUGGCUGUGAUGGAUAGUGACACCACAGGCAAGCUGGGCUUUGAGGAGUUUAAGUACCUGUGGAACAAUAUCAAAAGGUGGCAGGCCAUAUACAAACAGUUUGACGUUGACCGAUCCGGGACCAUCUGCAGCGGGGAACUCCCAGGGGCCUUUCAGGCAGCAGGCUUCCACCUGAAUGAACAUCUCUACAACAUGAUCAUCCGGCGCUACUCUGAUGAGGCAGGGAACAUGGACUUCGACAACUUCAUCAGCUGCUUGGUCAGGCUGGAUGCCAUGUUCCGUGCGUUCAAAUCUCUUGACAAAGAUGGCACAGGACAAAUCCAGGUGAACAUCCAAGAGUGGCUGCAGCUGACCAUGUAUUCCUGAGUGGGACUCCCGCCUGCCGCCUCGCUAGAGGAGCCACUGUGGACCCUGGGUCUCUCCCAGGGCUGAUCCUAUCUGCAGUCACAUCUACAUGGCUUCCUCACCCACAGGCCUUUCUUCUCCCAGCCCUUGGCACCAAGCUUCUCAGUCAGCGGCCAGGUCCCCAUGUGCCCCAACACGCCAUGCCCUGAGUUGCCCUGGCUCUGACACAUCCUACUAUGCUCUGCCCAAGGGUCACCACACCCAUCUCACACCCUCUCCAUUACCUCUCCUGUACCUGUGCCAAGCCCCGUGCUCAUGCUGCUCCCAUGCCCCAAGGGCUGUCUCCGUUCUGCGAGGAUCGUUCAAGUCCCUGGCACACUCCUUACCACCCAGGCAGCCAAAUAAACUCCAGCCAUUAGGCCUACGUACCCCAGUGCCUUUGCCUGUACUCUGCUCCCAGAGGGCCAGGCGCAGGAGGAAAUAAAUGUGCCCCAGUUGCUA
Messenger RNA from Chinchilla lanigera (long-tailed chinchilla), 1351 nucleotides. RefSeq names its product calpain, small subunit 1 (gene Capns1). Gene Ontology annotation, molecular function: calcium ion binding. The record is from RefSeq and is a predicted model, not a curated record. Lineage: Eukaryota; Metazoa; Chordata; Mammalia; Rodentia; Chinchillidae.